UCUUCCAAUCCAGACAAAAGAAGAGGACGACAGAUCCGCGGCGGCGCGCACUGAGCAGAGCAUCUGAGCACCUUGGAGACUCCACGGGUUUGAUCCGACGCGCAAGAACGCACCGGCACAUCGACACACACGCCCCCAGGUCCACCUGAAACAUCCAAGGCGGUUCAUUGUCCUGUUUGAAGGCAGAGGAAAGAGAGUUUGAGACCCGGUUCAAUCGCAGCCAGAACACCGUGUUCCCAUGAUGUCAUACCUGUGGAUUCUGCUAUUAGGAAGCCUGCUGGCUGCAAGCGCCAAGGCACAAGAUGUAGACCCAGCAGAGGACGCAGCAGCUUCUGUAACUACGGCCCCUGAAGUAGACGCAGCACCAGAGGCUAAGGAAGAACCUGCCGCUGACGAGAAAACUGACAAUGCACCCGAGGAAACACCAGCAUUGACAGUCGAUCCUGAGCCCGUUGAUGAGAAUCGAGCCGAUGAAUUUGAAAUUGACGAAGCAGUGACUCCUGCUCCAGGAGACACAGAGGCGGAAGCACCUGCGACAACACAAGAGCCUGCAGCUGAGCCAGAGGUUAAGGAUCCUAAUGCUGAGGAAGCUACUGGAGAGGAGGAAACUACCCCAAGCACUGUUGCACCACCAGCUCAGGAGGAGAUUGAACCUGAAGCCACACCAGCAGCAGAUGUAGAUGUAGCAGAUAAUAAGGAAAACCCAACAGAUCCUGCUGCUGACGCACAAACAACAAACACCCCCGUCCACGUCCCUACAAAGCCUGCAGCUGAGCCAGAGGUUAAGGAUCCUAAUGCUGAGGAAGCUACUGGAGAGGAGGAAACUACCCCAAGCACUGUUGCACCACCAGCUCAGGAGGAGAUUGAACCUGAAGCCACACCAGCAGCAGAUGUAGAUGUAGCAGAUAAUAAGGAAAACCCAACAGAUCCUGCUGCUGACGCACAAACAACAAACACCCCCGUCCACGUCCACGUCCCUACAAUUGAAGUGAAUGCUAUUGUUCCUGUGGUGGAAGGAGAUGUAAGCUUUAACUUGGAUGACGCUCUGGAUUCAAACCAAGCAGCAGACAACUCAGGAAAAAGCCGCAGUUUUGAAUCUGGGGCACAUGCUGCAGGCGCCAAAGGAGAUGAAGCCAAACCUGAAGCACAAGAGUCCAGCUCCGGGUCUGUAGUAGGCAUCCUCUGUGCAGUUGCUGUGGCUGUAGUAGGAGCAAUCGUUGGAUACUUCACCUAUCAGCAUAAGAAGCUGUGCUUCAAAAACAGACAAGAAGCGGAUCCAGAAGCUGCACGCAAAGCUGAUACCACAGAGGUGCAGUCAGAUCCCCAGGUCCUUAGCAACCUGCUAAACUCCGCCUAGAUCAGCAAUGAUCACAUGACAGCCUGGACCAACCACCGGCAAACAAAGCGGCAACAAUCUCACUGUCAGGCUCUACCUUCUGCAGAGCUAAAUUACUGUGAGGCCCCACUGUAGGGCUCUGUGUGUGUGUGUGCGUGUGUGUGUGCGUGUGUGCGUCCGUCUGCACUUGUGUGUUCAGUCUUGUGUGUGUGCAUAUAUGUUGGGAGUAAAUAUAUGUGAAUCUUGGGGGUUUAAUGAUUGUUAAAACAUAGGAAUUAAAUUAAAACUUGGACUAACUUUCCACUUUAAACCAAAUCCAAACAUUUUUUCAAAGAGUGGACAUGAAAGAGAUUCAAUCUCAAAUUAACCAUCAAAUGGCUAAAUUAUAGAAAUACCUUUUUUUUAUAUGGAUACUAUCUAGUUCUAGUAAUUCAAUGUGAAAAUAAACCAGUGACAGUUAUUGAUGUUGUAGAGGUUUAACUUUGUACUGAAUUCUUAAAAGUAGAUUUUGUUUUCUGCUAAUUCUGUCAUUGUUUGAGCCAUCAAUAUGGUUUUGAAAAUCCACUGGCAACAGUCACUUAAGUAAAACAUAUUUUUCUUUGUGUAAUUGUCUGCAGUAAAAAUGCAGACUAGAUGGUGGCUUCAAUAACUACCACUGUAUUUACUGGUCAGGAAGAAUAGUUUAGGACUAUAAUCCUAGGAUUCAUGGUCCUAUGUGUGUUUGGCCACUGAUGUCACUGUAUGUGUGUGUUUGUGUUUGUGUUUGUGUGUGUGUGUCUUUUUUUAGUUGGUGAAGGGGCUUAGUUUUAAAUCCUGUUGGGGGACUGACCACUUCUCCUCACUCAGUUCAAUAAAUCAGAGUAAAAUUUCCAAUUAAACACAAAAAAAUCCAAAUGAUACAAAAAUAUAUUUUAAAUUGAUUAAACUAUUAAAAUGCACAUAAAUAUUUUGACAAUCUUAUAUGAACAUUUAAAAUGAUAUAUAUACAUUUUAAAAAUGUGCUGAAGUGAGUUGAAGUGAAGUCCAGCCCAAUCCAGUUUCUGUCAAUGGAUGAAUGAUCACCUGACAUGGACAAAUUCAAAGCGGUCAUGUAGUAACGUAUUAGACAUUGUUCUGAUGUAGUAUGUGUCCGUCUAGUUGUGAUGCAGUAAUUUCUCCUCUAUAGUGCCUUUCACUGACACAGCCUGGCUUGACCAAUCUACCGACACACAGGGAAAAGAACAAUAAAAGUGAAAACAGGCAAAAUAGUAGUUGAAUGUAUCAAAAACAUACUAGACAAUUGACGAAUGUAUGAUCUUAAUUGAUUCAUAAUCAUUUUAGUGGUUGAAAAGCCUCACCCUGAACUGCUUGUGUAUGUGAAACUGUUACAUUAUUGUAACAGCUGCUGUAUAUCUGUUUGCAGUUUUAUUUUAUUUAACUAAUAUUGCAUUCCAAACUCUUUAAACAGCCUCACAUUUCAGCAGUAAAAUCCUCAUUGUGUGUCUCUUUAUUUGAGCAAGCCAGUUGCUGUCACAGUAUUUUUGUAUCAUUCAUAUUUCCAUGUUAAAAACACCAUUCACCUGUGAUUUUUUAUAUGAAUUUUACAUUUAGCAGCAGUCAACUUGUUUGCUGUGGUAUUUUGUGAUUAUUAUAGUGAAAUAGGCCCAGAAACAGCACUACAGCAUUAAAAAAGAAAAGCCUAACAUUUCUUUUUUUGCGGCUGUAGCACAACACAUAUUAACUUCUGAAUGUCUUUUUGUUGCCUUGCAGUUUUGUACUUGCUCUGCUCCUUUUAAACCUUGACAUAGGGUUAUAAAGUUUGUAUAGUGCUGCAGCAGUUUAUGUAAAGUGUGUUACUUGUAAAGCACCAUAUAGCUGCAAUACAGGACAGAGACUGUUGCUAACAGCCUAGCCUCAAGAUGAGAAAUAUAAUAGUCUGUGAUGUCACUUAUCGACUAAUCCUACUGUGUAAACUGUGGGCUGGACGCAGGGCCAAAGAUCUGUUUAUAAUGCCUUUAUCUUGUAAUCUGUGAUAGACUGAGUUUCUCUUGACACAUUGGAACCAAGUGGAUAGUGUGUCUGAAAUCUCUUACUGCAUCUGCUACAAUGGCAUGGAGUGAUAUUGCACAAAAUGCUCAAUAAAUAACAGUACAAGCUUUCAGAUAUAGUCACUGAUGCCUUCAAAACAAAACAUCCUCCUUUUUAAUGCAGUACUCACCUCCUCCUUUGUGCACUCCAAUAAGUGCUAUAGGAAUCAAACAUUAUGGUCUACUUUACAUUAAGCUCCAAGCUGUCACAUUCCUUGUAAGCAAACUAUUGAAGCAUUGCAUCCAAACCAGAAUGUAAAGCCAGGGACAUUGUAGACUUAUUGGGUCCUGAAGUGCACUUUCCAGAUAAUGCUAAGGCAUCAAUCGUGGCACAAAGACAGUGCUGACCAGUCCUGCCUUAUAACGCUUCUUGACUAUUCCAGAGAGGAAAACGAACAAAAUGUCAUCAUCAGAAAGUAAACAAGCAGAGAUGUUUUGCAGGUGAUUUUAAUAGCACAAUCUCUAUGGGAGAAGCACUUUCCUAUCCUGUAUACAUCUUGAUUUGAUAAACAUAUUUAGACAAUUCAUUUUUGAUUUAGACUAGUGUCUCCUUUUUAUUUAAAUACUCAGUUUUUAUUUUGUGUAGGAACUUUUUCUUUCUUUUUUGUCAUCUGGCACUUGUGUUGUUCUUCUGGAAUUGUGUAAAUAAUGUUUGAGGAGUCAAUUAAACCGUUUUCGUGGGA
Molecule: messenger RNA, 4085 nt
Organism: Cottoperca gobio
Lineage: Eukaryota; Metazoa; Chordata; Actinopteri; Perciformes; Bovichtidae
Product: fibrous sheath CABYR-binding protein
Exons: 14
Coding region: 239-1357 (372 amino acids)
Biological process (GO): positive regulation of neutrophil extravasation; T cell extravasation; homotypic cell-cell adhesion
Cellular component (GO): plasma membrane
Source: RefSeq, a predicted model, not a curated record